This is a messenger RNA of Necator americanus (New World hookworm), 396 nucleotides long. RefSeq lists its product as uncharacterized. Bases 1 to 396 code for a protein of 131 amino acids. The transcript has a single exon. The record is from RefSeq and is a predicted model, not a curated record. NCBI's taxonomy places the organism in Eukaryota, Metazoa, Nematoda, Chromadorea, Rhabditida, Ancylostomatidae.
AUGAAUCAACGAACAACUGCUGCAGCUCGAACAUCAGCCGGAUGUACAACACCGUUUGAAAUGGUAACUGGAGUAAGACAAGGAGUAAGACAAGGGGCGGUGGCAGGACCCUUCCUGUUCAAUUUUGCCAUCGACGACAUUAUGCAAAGAACAGUCGACCAGUGUCCUGCCGACAUUUUCUUAGCACCAUCAUGGUGCCCCUUGACUGACCUCGAGUAUGCUGACGAUGUUGUUAUAUUCGCGGAAAGCAGAUUGCGGAUUGUAUCGAAGCUGGUUGCAGCCUAUGAACUACGUCUACGCCCUGAUAAAUGCAAGCAGAUGUGGAUCUCUUUGAGACCUCGAACGGUAAUCAGGGUGGACGGACAACCGAUAGAACACGUCGAUGAGUUCUGUUAA